GUUUACGAUAUUCGGUAUAUGCUUCAAAAUGGCUGCGCCCAUGAACACAUGUAAACAUUUGAUUGGGACGUUGACCAGAAUUAGAAAACCGAAGCCUAUUAAUGUAUGUUUUAUACGAAAGUACAAAACAGGAGGGGAAUUCCUAUAUUCAGUUCAAGAUCCGCUCCUGAAUUCUCAUUGGCUGUCCCAAAAUAAAACCGGUCAAGAAUUGAAGAAAUUCUAUAAGAAUGCCAGUAUUGUACAGAAUCAAGGUUGGUUUGAGGUCAACUUGGAUCAAAGAAAAUUACGCACCCCAACAGGGAACCUUUUUCAGGUUCCCAGUGAACCAUUGGCUCUGGCUAUAGCUACUGAAUGGAACUCACAGAAGGAAACAAUCAAGAGGCAGGCUAUGCACCUGACAACCCUUAGUAAUACAGUGCUGGACAAUCCCAUGCAGAGAUCAAGAGGAGACAUUGUUCGAGGGGUGUUACACUUUCUGGAAACAGACACCAUAUUAUACAGAUCAACAGAGCCUCAAGAAUUUUUAGAAUUACAGAAGCAAGAAUGGGAUCCAGUGCUAAAAUGGUUCAGAUCCAGUUACCAGGUAGAGUUAGAUUCCACCACCUCCCUGAUGCCCCCAGAGAUACCAGAAAAAACAGAAGAAGUCAUCACACGGAGAGUCAAUUCGCUCAAUGACUGGGCAUUAGUGGGUUUCCAGUAUGGUGUAGAAAACCUGAAGUCUAUAAUACUUAUGUUAGCAAUCACAGAUAAACGUUUGACUGUAGAAAAAGCUGUGCAACUCGCCAGGCUAGAGACAUUGUACCAGACAAAGAUCUGGGGUAAUGUACAAUGGCACCAUGAUGUAGACAUCUACCAGCUUCAAUCCCGGGUAGCGGCAGCUGCUUUAUUUGUACACUGGUGCAGCAAUGACAUGGCAACUACACAUAAAACAACCUAUAGCAAUCAGACAUAGCAUCAUUUAUGUUUUCUAUUUAAUCAAUAAAUUUUAUUAAGUGUG
Magallana angulata is the source of this 997-nucleotide messenger RNA. Its product is annotated as ATP synthase mitochondrial F1 complex assembly factor 2-like. The record is from RefSeq and is a predicted model, not a curated record. Gene Ontology annotation, cellular component: mitochondrion. The coding region runs from base 29 to 952 and encodes 307 amino acids. Gene Ontology annotation, biological process: mitochondrial proton-transporting ATP synthase complex assembly. NCBI's taxonomy places the organism in Eukaryota, Metazoa, Mollusca, Bivalvia, Ostreida, Ostreidae. The transcript is spliced from 9 exons.